Molecule: messenger RNA, 2356 nt
Organism: Cucumis melo (muskmelon)
Lineage: Eukaryota; Viridiplantae; Streptophyta; Magnoliopsida; Cucurbitales; Cucurbitaceae
Product: methylthioribose-1-phosphate isomerase
Exons: 11
Coding region: 371-1516 (381 amino acids)
Molecular function (GO): S-methyl-5-thioribose-1-phosphate isomerase activity
Source: RefSeq, a predicted model, not a curated record
UUUUAACCUAAAAAUUCCUUCUUUUGUUCAACGGGCAGCGAUUCUACUUGACUACAUCGUAUUUCUUGAUUUCAAUUGACCCCUUCUAGACAAAUUCGACCCCGUGAUUCAAUUAUAUACAUACAUACAUACAUACAUACAUAUAAUAUAUAUAUACAUACAUACAUAUAAUAUAUAUAUAUAUACAUACAUAUAAUAUAUAUAUAUAUACAUACAUAUAAUAUAUAUAUAUAUAUAUAUAUAUAUAUAUAUAUAUUGUUCCUUUAAUCCAAGAAAUGAUCUUCAUUUUCGUUGGAAAGUAUUAGGAGGGUCGCCGCCUCUGUUCUGUCAUCUUCAGAUUUUGCUGGUUUAGUUUCUUGUAAGCGUAAUAAUGGCUUUGGAUUCGAACAAUGGCGGCGAAGUUGGAGUGGAUAACUCUCUUCAGUCCAUUUGUUACAAGCGGGGCUCCUUGCGGCUGCUCGAUCAGAGGAAACUCCCUUUGGAAACUGUCUACUUGGAUAUCAAGGACGCAACAGAUGGAUGGCAUGCAAUUAGGGAUAUGGUUGUACGUGGGGCACCUGCCAUUGCUAUUUCAGCAGCUCUUGCUUUGGCAGCAGAAGUUUACAACUCAGCCCCUUUUAAUGGGACACCCAAUGAUGCAGCGUCACUUAUUGCAGAUAAAUUGGACUACUUAGUCUCCAGCCGGCCAACUGCGGUUAAUCUUGGCGAUGCUGCUAUAAAACUUAAAGAAAUUGUAUCCGGGGCCGCUGCUAUUUCGUCUGAAGCCAGGAGUGUCUUCCAAGCUUUUAUAGAGGCUGCUGAAGCAAUGCUGGAGGAUGACGUUGCUUCAAACAAAGCCAUUGGGUUCUAUGGAGCAAAUUAUAUCCGUGAUCAACAAAAAUCACUGGAGAAGUUUUCCGUUCUAACGCAUUGCAAUACGGGCAGUCUAGCAACAGCUGGAUAUGGUACUGCCCUUGGUGUUAUUCGUGCACUUCACUCUGCAGGCGUGUUAGAAAGGGCAUACUGUACUGAGACACGGCCCUUUAAUCAAGGAUCUCGACUCACUGCCUAUGAGUUGGUUCAUGAAAAGAUACCUUCUACUCUCAUAGCCGAUUCUGCUGCCGCCGCCUUAAUGAAAUUUGGAAGAGUGAAUGCUGUUGUAGUUGGGGCAGAUCGUGUUGCUGCAAAUGGUGAUACCGCAAAUAAGAUUGGAACCUAUAGUCUUGCAUUGUGUGCGAUGCAUCACAAGAUUCCAUUCUUUGUCGCUGCACCAUUGACUUCCAUAGACUUAUCCCUUUCUUCUGGAGAAGAAAUUGUUAUCGAGGAAAGGUCACCCAAAGAGUUGUUGAACUCUCGUGGAGGUCUCGGCGAGCAAGUUGCAGCAUCUGGUAUCGCUGUCUGGAACCCUGCUUUUGACGUCACUCCUGCUCAUCUGAUUUGUGGAAUCAUAACAGAAAAGGGAGUCAUCACGAAGGCGGGUUCUGAUUCUUUCAACAUAAAGGAGUUUGUUCAAAAGACAGCAGGGCCUUCCACAUAGAGAGGUGGCCGUCAACGAACGACGUGCUAUUCUACAGAAACAAAGAGGCACACAAGAACGGUGUAGACAGAUAAGAGCUCGUUGUCAUGCUGCUGGCGAUGGACUUACCAAAUACCGACUCUCAGACGGUGGCAAUUACGGCGGAAGUCGAGUGUGUGAAAUGCUAUUCUUGUGGAUUUACAGAGGAUUGCACGCCUGCUUAUAUUUCUCGAGUUCGCGAUCGCUUCCAUGGCCGAUGGAUCUGCGGGCUCUGUAUGGAGGCGGUGAAAGACGAAGUUGUGAGAUCGGGGAAGCUAAUCUCUACUAAAGAAGCUUUGAUUCGACACGCGAGUUUCUGUAAAGAGUUUAGAUCGACAAAUCCUAUGGAUGAAACAGAGCAUCCUAUCUCCGCCAUGGGACGGCUACUGCGGCGGAGCUUAGAUUCUCCCAGAGUUCUCCGAUCAAAUUCAAGUAAUGUAAUCAAACUCGAACCAAUUGUGGACAUCGGAGAUUCGGCUAGACUCCAACGAUCCGGGAGUUGCUUUCCUUCCUUGUCUAGUUAAAAAAAAACAAAUAAAAGAAACAGAGUAACAUUUUCAAGCGACUAACUAGCUUUAGUGGGUGGUUUCAACUUUCAAUUAGACUUCUCCGAUGAUUUUCAAACCAUUUAAAGAAAAGGGUUUGUGAAUUUCAGGAGUAAACUGACCAUUUUCUAGCUUUUCUGAUUCGUAAAUUUCGUCGUCGUAGUUUGUAUUUGAACAUCGGGUUGGGAUUUGUAACGAAUCAUUAGGUAAUUGUGUUUGCUUGAGAAGUGUACAUUGAUAAUUGAAUGGAAAGAUCGAAGAAUCUUUCAGUGGCUGU